Lotus japonicus is the source of this 1576-nucleotide messenger RNA. Its product is annotated as UDP-glycosyltransferase 74G1-like. The record is from RefSeq and is a predicted model, not a curated record. The coding region runs from base 58 to 1431 and encodes 457 amino acids. The transcript has 2 exons. Gene Ontology annotation, molecular function: UDP-glycosyltransferase activity. NCBI's taxonomy places the organism in Eukaryota, Viridiplantae, Streptophyta, Magnoliopsida, Fabales, Fabaceae.
UUCUGAGUAAGCUUACACUUGAUUGAGAGAGAGAGAGAGAGAGAGUUUGAAAGAGAAAUGGAUAAGAAAACCAUAGCCAACAACAAUGUGCACUGUCUGGUGUUACCAUAUCCAGCUGUAGGUCAUCUCAAUCCUAUGCUUGAAUUCUCCAAGCACUUGCAACAUGAAGGGAUGAGAGUGACACUGGUCACAACCCAUUUCUUCAGCAAGAGCAUGAAACAAUUGCCUCCUUCUAUUGCACUAGAGAAAAUUUCUGAUGGAUUUGACAAUGGCGGUUUUGAAGAAGCAGGAAAGAACUCGGAGGUCUAUUUUGACCGUUUUUGGCAAGUGGGGCAACAGGGUUUUGCAGAGCUUAUUGAGAAGCUUGAUAGAACAGGGUACCCUGUUGACUGUGUUAUAUAUGAUCCAUUCAUGCCUUGGGCCUUGGAUGUUGCAAAGAGAUUUGGAAUUGUUGGGGCUGCUUUUCUCACUCAAAACCUUGUUGUCAAUAGCAUAUACUACCAUGUCCACUUAGGAAAGCUGCAAGCUCCUCUUACUGAGGAAGUGAUUUCUCUACCAGAGCUCCCCCAACUUCAACAUCAGGACAUGCCUUCUUUCUUCUUAUUGAAAAAGGCAGAUGAUCGUUUUACACUUGGUUUCGUAGUGGCUCAGUUUUCUAAUAUUGACAAAGCUGAUUGGAUCCUCUGCAAUUCCUUCUAUGAGUUGAACAAAGAGGUAGCUGAUUGGACGAUGAAGAUUUUGCCCAAAUUUAGGACCAUAGGACCUUGCGUACCAUCAACGUUUCUAGACAAGCAAAUUAAAGAUGCUGAUGAAGAUGUUGUUGGAGAAUUCACAAGGGAUGAAUGUAUUACAUGGCUAAAUGAUAAGCCAAAAGGGUCUGUUGUUUAUGUUUCUUUUGGGAGUAUGGCAGCACUGAAUGAGGAGCAAACAGAAGAAAUAGCUUAUGGCUUGAGAGAUAGUGGAAGUUACUUCUUAUGGGUAGUCAGAGAAUCUGAACAGAUUAAGAUCCCAAAAGACUUUGAAAAGAAAUCAGAGAAGGGCUUGGUAGUGACAUGGUGCUCCCAGCUAAAAGUUCUAGCUCAUGAGGCUAUAGGGUGCUUUGUAACACAUUGUGGGUGGAACUCGACAUUGGAAGCUUUGAGCUUAGGAGUUCCUACUAUUGCAAUACCACAAUGGUCUGACCAAGGAACCAACGCCAAGCUUACGGUAGAUGUUUGGGAAACUGGAACUAGGGCUCCACUUGAUGAGAAACAAAUUGUGAGAAGAGAUGCAUUGAAGCAUUGUAUAUGGGAAAUAAUGGAGAGUGAGAAAGGCCAAGAGAUUAAGAGCAAUGCCAUGCAAUUUAAAACUUUUGCUGCAGGAGCUGUUAGCAAUGGUGGAAGUUCUCAUAAACACAUUGCAGAAUUUGUGGAUAGCUUGUUUCAUUUAUAAGAAACUUGCACUGAUUCACAAAUUGAUUCCUGCUGAAGAAAAAAAAUUCCGAUGUCUUCCGUGUCUGUGCUGUCAUCUUUCAUAAUGACCAAUAAGUAAUUGUUAAUUUUAUGCAAUAAAUGUCUUGUCACAGCAGUAGAGAGUA